UCUGUUGCACCCAAGAGGGAUUUGCAGAUUAAUGACUCAUUCUUAAGUAAUUUUUCACGAGAAAACUGAUGGUGUGCUUAAAAACACUCCAAAUUCGAUAUUAAAGCUGCAAAAACUUAAUAAAGUUCAAAGUUCCAACGGAGGCCUCUCAUUGGUCGUCUACCAGUCGUCUACGUCACAACCUGGAAACGUUUCCCGCCGUUCGCGUAGCCGUGUAGUAAACAUAUGCCUUCAGCGUGAGCUAAUGAUCGAUCUGUGAUAAUAAACGUCGGUUCUGUUGUUAAUUGUUAUUUAAAGUUGUGAAAAUGCCGAAGAAUACCACCGCCGGCUUCACCAAAGCCGAUGGACGCAAUUUGCCCGUCGUAAACGACGAAACUUUGAACAAGUUCCUGGAGGAGAAUCUGGACGCUGAACCGGAGCUUCGGCACGUCAAGGUAGCAAGAUCCUGUCGCUCAACAUAUUUCCUGAAGGCUGUUGGUUUUGUGGAGGUGAGGCGGGAUGGUGACAUCUGCUAUGUGAGGGGGAAGGUUACGCCUGAACAUCGCGUCCGAAGCCCCAGCUACUCGGUCACAUGCAGCAUCCACGAACUGGAGAAUAAAGUGCUGGAGGCCAAAUGUUUGGACUGCGUUGCAUCUGAAGGGGUCUGUAAGCAUGUAGUGGCCUUCAUUGCCUGGCUUCGAUGGAAGAGUGAGGAAGUUGCGCCAACCUCUAAAGAGUGCUACUGGAAGAAGGCGCGGCUCUCUGAUGUUGGCACUAAGGUUAAAUUCGUGGAGGUUUCUACAAUGAAGCGAAAGGCCCCAGAAAAAUCUCCACCAAUUGAUCUGGACGAAGGUGAAGCAAUGUAUAACCAACCCAGCAGCAGCAACCAGAACUGUCGCAGCGCAGAGAAUAGUAAACAUCCUAACCCGGAACAAAAGGAAGGUUUUUUUAAUUUUCUAGUCUCAAAAUUGAAAGAAAAUCAAAGCAAUGCAUUAUUGUUGAAGCAAGUUUCAGAGACGACAUCAUACUCCUUGUUCCAUCUGAUGAUCGCAUUCAAAAAAACGGAACUUCCUCAUAAUGCCCCUAAGUUCCUUAGAUUUUGUCGCUCCCUAAUGAAUAUGAAAGAAUGCGAGCUUAUUUAUGAAAGAACGAAAGAACAGGCGCAGUGUGCUGAGUGGAAUGACAUGCGGUUCGGGAGGGUUACAGCCUCCAUCCUAUGGGCUGCAAGCAGAUGCCUGACGCCUGAUGGCAGCCUCGCUAAUCAAAUUGCAGGUGCUUCGUCAAUUCCAGACACGCCGGCAAUGAAGAGAGGCCGAGAGCUUGAACCUGAUGUGUUGGCCAAUGUUGGUAGAAGGUAUAACGGGAAGGUUCAGAAACGUGGUAUCAAGUUGCAUCCUGAAAUUCCCAUUUUUGGGGCAUCGCCAGAUGGCAUCUUAAAAAAUAAAGUUGUCGAGGUUAAAUGUCCUUCAACUUAUGAACGCUUUAAAGAAUACUUCAGCAAGGACAUGACGGAGCCAGCACCUGUGUAUAAAGCACAAGUUAUGCUUCAAUUGCUUAUGUGCAAGAAAAUGAAAGGAUUAUUUUGUGUAGCUGAACCCUCUUUUAAGACCACAGGCCACGUCACUGUAGUAGAAGUUACUUUAGACACAAUAUUUUUGAAAGAUAUCAUGUUGAAAGCACUAAAGUUUUGGAAGGACAACAUCUACCCUCGCCUGUACAAUGCCAUUUCCUGAAGUAACAGGUUUCCUUUCGUUUGUUCCAGCAGGACUUAAUGUUGGUGCUGAUUUUUGUAAGAGAGUUUUUUCAUACACUCAUUUUAGACUUUAAUUUACUUGCUAUUACUAAUGUAGUAAUUUUUUUGUGAUCCAAGUUUUCCAUUUGUUUUUGGAGAGUUCCUACGGAUUUUGGUGCAAGUGGCGCUCAACUCAUGGCUACAGCUUCUCAAUGAAGUAGUUAUGAUGCGCUUAGUCUUACGCACAAGUUGAUGCGUCACAUGAAGUUAUGAUCAUGACAAUCCUAAUAGUUUGUUGUUACUUUUACCCGUGAUAUUUAGAUAAUUAUUGUUUUAAGUAAUAAACCUUGUGUUCAGUUUGUGUAAUGUAAAAAUAGUCUUGGAGCAGAGAUCUGCUAUAGAUGAGGCAGACCUGAGUCCUUGAAACUUUAAGUGAGAGCUUCCUCAAGCCUUGCGCAGCAAACUUUCCUCAUCUUUAACAGGGCUUCACCAUAAAGUGCCUCAAUUUCUUAUCUUGUCCUCUGAUAAAUUAAUAUAUCACUAGUGAUAAUAAUUUGACUAGUCAAGUUGAUUGCUUCACUGAAUCCUGUCGUAUAAAUUUACACAGGCAUUUAGGAUAGUGUCUUAUUCUUUGUUCUUCCUCUUAGUGUAAUAAUAUCCAUUAAGUAUUUUUUUAGCUAUGCCUUUUCCACCAAUUACGUUCAUUUAUUUUAUUGUAGUUUUCCCUCAUGGAGUCAAUUUAAGUCAAAAAUUUUAGAAAUUAAGUCUUUAGUGUGCUAAUUUACUUACAGUAGACACCUUGGUUUAUGCUAGUCUCUCGAUGAAGUCAAUGACAGUCAAUAAUGUUUUGCAUAAGGUGAUGUGUGUGUCAUUAGCCUUUAAAAUUUUGUGUCGAUCUAAUAAUGUAUUCAUGUUUCUAUUGCCUCUUGCUUCACUGAAGUUAGUUGUAGUCCGAAAUUGUCUGCGCAAAUAGUUUGGUUUGUUCGGCUCAUUUUAUAUGUUACUUCAAUGUGAUUUACCCUUCAGGUCUUUCGAUGAAGUCUAUGUCAGUUAUACAUUUCCCACAUGAGGUGAUUUCCUUGUUACUUGCCUUUAAACUUUCACACUGAUUUAAUUCUGUUUCUGUUUCCUUUAUCUUUAAUGAAUUUAGUUCUAGUAAAAAAUUGUCUGCUUAAAUUAAA
Messenger RNA from Bemisia tabaci, 2892 nucleotides. Lineage: Eukaryota; Metazoa; Arthropoda; Insecta; Hemiptera; Aleyrodidae. The record is from RefSeq and is a predicted model, not a curated record.